Adineta ricciae is the source of this 5076-nucleotide messenger RNA. The record is from the annotation of a GenBank genome assembly. Lineage: Eukaryota; Metazoa; Rotifera; Eurotatoria; Adinetida; Adinetidae.
AUGGACAAUCAGUCCAAACGAAUACGUCAUACUAAAGGGUCGAAACAAGUGCGUAAACAACGACCGAAUCCUCUCCGACCGAUCAUUUCCGGCGAAGUCGCUUCCCAAUUUUUCCGUCAUGCUGAUUCGCUAGCAACUCGCUCCUCGGGCAGUGGUGAUCUCGACCGCUUGAAUGAUAUUAUCGAUGACAUCACAUCCGAAGGCGAUGAUACACGAGCGGCUUCAUCGUCGAAAUAUUCUGGCAAGUCAACAUCAAACGUUGUCGAACCACCUUCACCUCCUGUCAAUGAUAAUCAUUCAUCGUUGUUCACGUUACCACAAUUGAAUGAUUAUUCAACUCGGACUCCUCGUUCGAAAAAAGCCAUGUUUAAAGAUGCGAAAUUGAAGAAAUUCGGCGAGAAAAACCAUUAUUCUCCCAGUCGCGCGAAUGACAGUGAUGAUAGAAUAGAUACAAGUACUCGCCGCAAAUCCAUCGGCGACGUCCGCCGUCAGCAAUUAACUGAAUUCAUGGAAUAUUAUCGACAUUGCUUGGAAUCAGCACAAAAUUCGAACGCACCCGGCAUGCGUGAUGAUCCAACAAAUAACGAUCGACGAAAACAAUACACAACUACGCUCUGGUACGAAUUAAAACGAUAUUUCAAUGGAAUUAAUCCUUCCGAUGAGAAUGGUAUUGAAUUAGAACAGCGUUCGAUUGAUAACCAACGAAAGCAAUAUCUUGACAACUUUUAUCUUCAAUUUACUCAAUGCAAUUUCGAAUCUACACAUUAUCCGUACGAUGCGAUGCCUAUUCAACGUCGUCAUCUACACGAAUUUCAUAUAAAUGAUUGUAAGGAGGUCGAGAAGAUCAUGGAAGAAUUGUUCCAUAAAUGGGAUCAGAUUUUAUCAUUAUUUCCAUCCUAUGCAGCUUUGGAACAGUACGAUAAACGUUUUGAUUCGCGUACUGAUGCAGGAAGGAAGUUUUACGAACGAUUAUCCGUUUUUCAAGCAUGGUUUAAUCUAAAUUCUGAAAUCAACCGGCUGAUCACUGUCCUCGGUCGAAUCAUGGGCUGUACGCAAUCUCAUUCCUGGCCAAAUGUUUCCUGCCCGGUCACAUCAAAACCACACGAUACGGCGACGAUCAAUAUCUCUCGUCCACCAACGCCGUCAUCGACAUCAAGUAAUGAGCAAAAAGAUAUUCCUGCUGGUUCACCAUCAAACUCAUCUUAUCUACUCUAUCACACACCUCUGAAACAACAACAUUCAACUGUAUCUAAUUCAUCGCGUAUGUCAACAUCGUCUUCGUAUUCGACAACACCUGACCUUCCUUCAAAACGACAACAUACGAUAACAUCAAUGCCUAGUAUGGAUAAUAUUCAUCAAUCAUUAACAAUGACAUCACCAUUACCCGAAUAUUAUUACAGAUAUAUUGAUGAUCAGUUAACUCAUGCUCGUAUUGAGUUGAUUGCAACGAUAUUCCGUUCGAAACAUGGUCCGUUGUUACAACGUUUGCGAUAUAUCUUUCGGAAAGAGCAAGGUACAAGUGGGAAUAUGUUACCAACAACAUUCGAUUCCGUGUAUAAAAAUCAUUUGCUAUUACCAGCCAAUUUAGUUCCAAAUGAUUAUCUGAUAGAUGCGGGACCUGACAAAUUAGUCGAUGAAUUUUUAACGCUAAACAAACAAUUACAACAGCAAAAAAAUCCUAAUCUGGCGAAUAAGAAGAAAAAGAAGAAUCGAAAUACAUAUCCAGAUCAAGUCAUUAAUAUUCUCAAUCGAUUUGAUCAAAAUCCAACAUUGACAUCGAGCACAUUUCCACCUGCCUCUGCACCAACUCUAGUUCUAAAAAUUUUAUCCCACGAUCGAAGUAUCAUCAAACGUCAAUCGUAUUUUCUUGAUUACCUUGAUUCAACCCUCUUUCCCCAUCUCCCUGGUUCUACUCUCUUUCCCGAUCCAUGUACAUUUCUCGAUAAUUUAUCAUUGAACUCUCUUUCCCAGCUGACAACCGAUGAAAGCAUUCUGAUCGCGAAAAUGUUAACAAUAUGCUAUCGUCUCUAUGAUAAACACGUUUGGAGUGAUACCGCCAAAUUCCUGGAUAUGUUCGAGUUAUUUCAUUUACCUUCACUGUAUCCGCAAUAUGUUUUUCUUGUGCAAAUUCCAUUAGAUCUAAUGUUAGCUUGGCAAAAAUAUCAUCAAGACCGAAGAAUGGAUCAUACGACAGCACCAGGUGCUCUGUUGUUGUUGAUCGAUGAAUGUAAAAUCUUAAUUCACAGUGCAACAUUGAUUCGUCAGUAUAUGAAAACGAUGAUCACGGAUGUAUUUGAAAAAUCUGAAAUUCACUUGGUUGAAGAUGAAAUGACCCAAUUCGAUAAGAAUAUCAUCGAAACUCUCCAUGAAAUGUUGACUUACAUCGAACGUUACAUUGAAAUCUCUUUACGUUCGAAUCUCUUUCAUAAUUGUAUCAUUUUGCUCAAAGAACAAUGGAAAUCGCUGAAAACUUACGCAACGAUGAUGAAUAUUGAAGAACUUCUCGGUGAAAAAUUUCUCAAUAUGUAUUCGACAAUUAUCAAACAUUUCCAUGAUUACAUCGACGUGUUUCAUUCUGUCACACCAUCGAAAGAAACCAUCAAUAUCGAACAUAUAAAAAAGAAAAUGCAUAAGAAAUAUCAAAAGAAACUAACUGUCGACAUUCUACGUGAAGCAAAAGCGAUUUACGAUGAUUGCGCAUUGACGAUCAAUAUCUAUUUACAAAAAUCGGUUUGUCGACGAUUUCUUCUAAUACUCAAAAGAGCUGGUUUCGAGCGUAUUAAAUUCGCUACGGAAUCUCACCAUUCGCACUCGAAAAACCACAGAGACUCAUCAUCAACAUCUCAGUGUCUUCUCUUCGCUCCUGCCGAAUAUUUUGAAGACAACGCCACAAAACUUCAAUUAGCUCGAACGUUGUCAUCGUCAUUCCGUAUCAAUGCUAGCAAUACAUCUUCCGGAGAGUCAACUGAUGAAGCAAAUUCACAAUCUCAGACUCAGCAACAACAGCAAUCAUCGCCGACUUCUCUACAACAACAAGCAAAUUCACCAGUCGAAACAUUACCACCGUUAGUUUAUGUUCUCUGCGUUCCCAUGUCAAAGGAAGUCGAAUCAGAAUGGCGUGGAGUGACACAUACGAUCCAAGCGCAUAAAACCUUAACACCCGUUUCACCUUUGCAUACCAAUUGGAAAACAACAACAAUUUUCUUGCUGACACAACAAACGAAUAAUAUGGAAAAAUUUGAAGAGUCAUUCCGAGAACGUCUGUCGAAAACCAAUGUUCAACAAGAUGAUCUGUAUAAUUUCGAUACGAAAAAAGAACAAAUCCUACAGAAACGAUCUUGUUUCGAAAAAGUCGAUCGAGCGAUGAGUGACUUGGCCCAUGCAAUCUUAAGUUUAAGUAAUUGUGUAGCGAAAAAUGUCGAAGACUUUGAAAACAUCAUCGAAACCAUCAAUAAACAAGCAGGUACUGGUCAAGAUGCUGAACGUAACAAGAAAAUUGACACUCGUACCUAUGUUCAUACUGAAGAGCGUGCAUUCGCGUUCGCCAUGGAUAUUAUUCGAGAAACGAGUUAUUAUGCUACACAAUUGGAAACCAAUACAUUAAAAAUUCAAGCCGAGCGACAACUUUUGUUCGGAAAUACUUGGAUGAACUUUGUUCGAAAGAAAAAAGCAGCAACUAGUGUAGUGAAAUAUCCCGGAACAUUACCAAUGUGGUUACUCCCUGGAAUACACUUUCUUCGACAUAUUUGUUUGUUACAUUUCACUACGCAUAUCAGCGAUGAGGUUUUUAACAAGUUUUGUGAUAAUAUGCAGUCAACAAUUCAUUAUUCGAAUAAUACGAACAUCACUAGUGGACAAAAACAGGUGAAUCCGCAUAUUCGUUGGAAGAAAUCAUUGAAGCCAUUUCCGAUCUUAUCGACGGCAACAUCACGAGAGUCGGAGAGAUCAAAACGAAGGGAAAGUCAUUUGACACGAAUUCAAAAACUCGAACGUAUGGAUAAACUGAUCGAUCGGCGACGUUACAAAGAUGACCUAAUCGGAAAAAUCACUCAGCGCGAUGAACGUUCGAUUAAAAUGCCAUCGAUAUCAAAACGAAUGGAACAAGACUUGGCAUAUUUAAAAAUACGAAAUUUCCAUAAAUUAAAUCUUCUUUCCCGUGGUCAAUACGCAACGACAUACAAAUGUACCGUGGAAUCCAAUGAAGUUCUCUGCUAUAAACAAUACAAAAUUCAGCACAAUGACGCUGCUGCGCUUGCUAAAGUUCUUGAACAACUAGUACCAUUGAUGCACAUCAAUCAUGAAAAUUUAAUCAAAUAUCGCGGCAUCGCUCUUGAAUAUGAUCAUAUCUUAUUCUUUAUGGAGUACUGCAGUCAUGGUACCAUCGCUCAACUCCUACUUGGCUCAUCUACGUCAUUAUCAUUGUCAGCAACUCAAGUCGAUGCACGUCGGACAUCCUCAUCACUUGUUUGCUCGCUAAACGAUACGUCAUCCGUGGAUAAGGGCAUCAUUCAAACAACAGCAGGCUUUGCCUUUUUCGAAGAGUGUCUCGUUCGACGCUAUUUAAGACAAUUAUUAUCUGCGUUGACAUGUUUGCACGAAAAAGACAUUAUUCAUCGAGAUAUACGCAAUGUGAAUAUCUUUUUAACCGAUUCGACGAAGCAAUCCAUUAAAUUAGGCGACGUCAAUUUCGUUUAUGAUUUCAAAUUUAUGAAGAAACAAUCAUCUCUAUUAGACAUGGAAGCAAUCGCCAAUAUUCGUGAAUCAAUUAUCUUCUAUGCACCGGAAACAAUCACCCAAAACGAAACAACCACUAAAUCUGAUAUUUGGUCUCUAGGCUGCACACUUGUUCAUAUGUUAACAGGUCGCAUACCAUGGAGCAGUCCAUCGAUAGCAUCAAGUGCUUAUUACUGGAAAGUUGUCAACUGGGUAGCGAAUGGUGUUCAACCAAUAAUUCCGACUGAUUUGAGUUUGUCACAUGAUUGUAUUAAUUUCCUUGAGCAAUGCUUCCGACACGAUCCAAAUCUACGGCCAUCAUCCCAUGAACUUCUCGAACAUCCGUUUGUCAUAGAGCAUUAA